UGAGUCCAACAAGCACUACAAUCUGCCGAGCUGCAUGUCUGACUCAGACCUCAUGAAGACUGAGGAACCAGGCCGCUCUCCCCCGACUCCCAAGAUGGAGCUGCUCAGCCCCUCCAAGGUGAAGGACCGUUCUCAGAACGUGACAGAGAGGGUCACACAGGUACUUUCUCUGGAGUCUGAUGUGCUUCCUGAAUACAAACUCCAGGUGUCAGAGACCACACGGUGGAUCUUGCUUCACUAUAGCCCCUUCAAGGCCUUCUGGGACUGGAUCAUUCUCCUCCUCGUCCUCUACACGGCUGUUUUUACUCCAUAUUCUGCCGCGUUCCUGCUGGACGAGCACGGGGACGUACGGCAAAGGAGUUGCGGCUACACCUGUAACCCUCUGAACGUGGCGGACCUAAUGGUGGACGUGCUGUUUAUUGUGGACAUAGUCAUCAACUUCCGCACGACGUAUGUGGACCACAAUGACGAGGUGGUCACGCGGCCUAGCCGGAUAGCCAAGCACUAUAUUAAAGGCUGGUUCCCUAUCGAUCUGUUUGCAGCCAUUCCUUUUGACCUUUUGAUUUUUAGAUCUGGCUCUGACGAGAUGGCGACGCUAACAAGCCUGCUCAAAACAGCACGGCUGCUACGUUUGGUCCGCGUGGCAAGAAAACUGGACCGAUACUCUGAAUAUGGAGCUGCAGUUCUCUUCUUACUCAUGUGCACCUUUGUACUCAUUGCACAUUGGUUGGCCUGUAUUUGGUACGCAAUUGGCUUUGUGGAAAGGCCAUACACAGAAACUGGCUGGCUGGACAACCUGGCCGAACAACUGGGCAAGGCCUACAAUGACAAUGACUCCUCCUCUGGACCCUCGGUCAAAGACAAGUACGUCACCGCCCUCUACUUCACCUUGAGCAGCCUGACAAGUGUGGGGUUUGGUAAUGUUUCUCCAAACACCAACUCUGAGAAGAUCUUUUCCAUCUGUGUCAUGGUCAUUGGCUCUCUCAUGUAUGCCAGUAUAUUUGGAAACGUGUCUGCCAUUAUCCAACGGCUGUAUUCAGGUACAACCCGCUACCACACUCAGAUGCUGCGGGUCAAAGAAUUUAUCCGAUUCCAUCAAAUCCCAGGCAACUUGCGCCAAAGGCUAGAGGAGUACUUCCAGCACGCGUGGUCAUACACAAACGGCAUCGACAUGAAUGCUGUGUUAAAAGGAUUUCCGGAAUCACUGCAGGCGGACAUCUGUUUACACUUGAACAGGUGUCUGUUACAGAACUGUAAGGCCUUCUGUGGAGGCAGUCAGGCCUGUCUGCGUGCAUUGGCUAUGAGGUUUCGAACGGUCCAUGCACCGCCAGGCGAUACUUUAAUCCACUACGGAGACAUUCUGGACUCUCUCUUCUUCAUCUCCCGUGGUUCCAUCCAGAUCAUUAGGGAUGAUGUGGUGGUAGCCAUAUUAGAAAAGAAUGACAUCUUUGGCGAGCCCAUUCACCUGUAUGACGAGCCAGGGAAGUCCAAUUCCGACGUGCACACGAGCGCUUACUGUGAUCUCCAUCGCAUCCAGAGGGAUGACCUCCUGGAGGUCCUAGACAUGUACCCUAGCUUCGCCGACAACUUCUGGAGGAACCUGGAAAUAACCUUUGACCUGAGAGAUGCUGAUCAGAGUCCACCAGUGUUACCGAGUGAUGAUUCUGGUGACACUUGUGGCUAUCACCACAGACCAAGGCACAGAAUGCGCUCCCUGGACUGCAGGAUUAGGCCUGAUGGAAUUGACCAUGAAGACUCGUACCCCCUACAGCCCUUCCAGCACCCCAGCUCACCUCCUCAGGCCCACUGGGAUGAUCACUGUAGCUGUGAUUCCCCUUGCUCCCAGUCCAGCGACGACCUGUCCAAAUCUCUCUGCCGUGGUGCAAAAAUCGAUCUGUAUGAUGCGGAGGAUCCCACGCAGGACUAUGCUCCCUCUGUCAUGCAGCUACUGCCCCCAAGUGGCAACACGGUGGGGAGGGAAGCAGUACUCGGCAGAGGCCAUAAAGGUUUAAACGUCCCAGGAAUGUAUCAUUACUGGCCAGAGAGACAGUCCCAACAGUGUUCCAGUCGGACGUGGCGAUCGUCUUCCGUCCGCAACUCCUUCCAUCCUCCGCCGUUCACAGAAGAAAGGCCCAGUGAUCUGGAGUCCCGACUUGAGGUUUUGCAUUCACAAAUUAACAGAUUAGAAACUCGAAUGACAGCGGACAUCAAUGUUAUUCUGCAACUUCUCCAGAGGCAGAUGGCUCCUGUACCUCCCGCCUACAGCUCUGUAUCAUCUAGUACACUUCCCUCCAACUCACCAGGACUCUAUGGGACUGGGACCCCAGUCCUGCACAGCCUGUACCCCAUUUCUCCCACACAGAUGGACAGCAGAGCACCCAAACAGGUCUCACCUCAGACUGACCUUCAGUUCACCGAGAAGUCCCAGGAGUCUUUGUCCAGUGGCAUUCAUGUGACUGUGGCGUCCGACGACACCAUGUUCAUGGCGGUCACGCCGGAAACCGAAGCCCAUGUCAGGUUGACGCCACAGAUCCCUGCAGCGCCGGUCACGUCCUCCUUGACGGGAAACUCCAGGAUGUGCAGUGGCCUGCGCUGCCCCUCUCUGCCAGAAAACCUUGACCUGACUUCAGGACUUGAAGGGGUCCAGAAACACCUAUCAGACCCUGUGUUGCCUGUUAUCUGAAAAUCUAGUGAAGCAUCGUAGCGACAUCGUAACUAAAAGAGGACGUGUUACAGCGCAGCCCACAGACUGGUACCGUAAACGGACUCUAGGAAUCACCUGUUACUUCUAGGAUGAGCGAUUGUGAACGAGUAUUGACAAGUAAAUGACCGCAACCCAAGUUUUGGGUACCACGUACCUUUAAGGGAAUCUCUCCCAGUGGUUCCUGAACGCUCUCUCUAUUUACGUACGUUUACGGUCUUUAGCUAACACCACGUAUAUCUGCAAGGAUGAGGGGCCGCCGUUCAAUGUGUCUGCCAGCACGUCGGUAAAAAUAAUAUAACGUAAUAAUAUAAAUAAUAUGCAUUGAUACAAGCAAGCGUUCCAUACGUGUGGCUAACAUUUGUAUACGGAAAGUGUUUUGAAAGAGUUUUAUUUUUAAAUGAAUCAAAAUAGUUAUGGUUGGUAAAAUAUUAGCAAGGACCAUGUAGCGCGCUUCAAAUACCUUACCAAACAUGUGACAACAUAACAGUGGUUUUCCAGUGUUAUAGUGUCUCUCAUAGUGUGCUUAGAGGCAGUCUUAGCUUCAAUGGCGCUAACGUUUUUUUUUUGUUUGUUUUUUUUGUUUUUUUAGCACGCUAGGCAUAAUGUAGCAGAUGAACGCCGUACAAUAAACUGCAGUGCCAGAAAUAACAUAUAGUUUCUACAACAUAUUUGGGGGACUUACAACAGCGGCCACACCUGGGAACACGACUAGUGGAUAAUGUGGUAUCCGAGCGAACAGAAAGAACAAAAAGUUGUAUUUUUAUUUCAAUUUUUUAAAUUUUAUUUUAUUUUAAAAAUCUUCUAGCUAACUUGAAUGCACGAAUGAGUAAACGUCGCUGGGGGAAAGACCUGAUGCAGAAAAUACCACAAGUCUUAAAAUAAAUGUACACAAUAAAAAAAAAAACAAUAACUACAUUAAUAUUUGUACUAAUUAAAUUAUAUAGAAUGCACUUUAUUUAGCUUUGUUGUACGCGUGACAUCCCCUCACACACACACACUGACUGGUCCGAGGAAGCAUUUUUUGCGAUGGUGCAAAGAAGUUUCCGGACCACUGAUCUUCAUUAUUUUGGUCAUCAAAUUUUUUUAAAUUAAUUAAUUUUUUUUUUUUAAUAACAGUGUGAAAAUGGCUGUUCUGGCUCAUUUACAGUAAGGUGAUAUACGGGAUUUUUGUAACAAAAGUAAAAAGACUACUACUAUCAAUAGAUCGCAUGCGAAACAGAAAGAGAGUAA
Molecule: messenger RNA, 3934 nt
Organism: Cynoglossus semilaevis (tongue sole)
Lineage: Eukaryota; Metazoa; Chordata; Actinopteri; Pleuronectiformes; Cynoglossidae
Gene: kcnh6b
Product: potassium voltage-gated channel, subfamily H (eag-related), member 6b
Exons: 12
Coding region: 35-2683 (882 amino acids)
Biological process (GO): potassium ion transmembrane transport; membrane repolarization during cardiac muscle cell action potential; regulation of ventricular cardiac muscle cell membrane repolarization
Cellular component (GO): plasma membrane
Molecular function (GO): inward rectifier potassium channel activity
Source: RefSeq, a predicted model, not a curated record